Chaetura pelagica (chimney swift) is the source of this 873-nucleotide messenger RNA. It is a transcript of the gene RNF215, whose product is annotated as ring finger protein 215. Lineage: Eukaryota; Metazoa; Chordata; Aves; Apodiformes; Apodidae. Gene Ontology annotation, biological process: ubiquitin-dependent protein catabolic process. The record is from RefSeq and is a predicted model, not a curated record. Gene Ontology annotation, molecular function: ubiquitin protein ligase activity.
AUGAAGCGAGCCCUGGUGUUGGGUGCCUCAGCCCUGCUCAUCCUGGCACUGAACCAGAACACCAUGCGGGAGCUGGACGUUUCCCAGCUCCUCAGCAAGCCCGUGAUCGUCAUCCCGUCCUCAGACAACGUCACCAAGCUGCUGGGAACGCUGCUGCGGGGGCUCCGGGCCACGGCGAAGAUCACGUACCAGGCUGUGCUGCUGGAGAACCUGGGAGUGACCCUUACUCUGUGGUCAACCUGCGGCCUGUCCCGAGGGGGUCUCUACGGGGAGUGGCAGGGGGUCAUCUGCACGGGGGAGAACAGCUCGCAGGUCCAGGUACGUGCACCAGGUCGAUCCAGGUGUGGGGGUGGUGCCCAUGGUGGGGCCGGGAGUGGAGCAGGGGUCUUCAGUUCCCCUGACAUCCUGGUGGUGCUGCUCCUGCAGAAGUACCUCCAGCAGCUGUGGAACACCAUCCUGCUGAUCGCCCUGCUCCUCUGCACCGGGGUGAUGGUGCAGGCCCAGCGGCAGUCGCGGCAAGACCCGUUGGAGCGGGAUGCUGAGCUGGACCUGAAGCAGCACAUCCGGCGGCGGCUCUUGGCCCUGGAAACCCGGCGGUACCAUCCUGGGAAAGCGCCCCGGAGCCGGGGCUGCGAGAUCGAUCGCUGCGCUGUCUGCUUGGACCAGUUCCACAAGAGCCAGUGGCUACGGGUGCUUCCUUGCUCCCAUGAAUUCCACCGGGACUGCGUGGACCCGUGGCUCCUGCUGCAGCAGACCUGCCCUCUCUGCAAGCACAACAUCCUGGGGGAGCACCCCACCAGGGCCCCCGCAGCUGUUGGUGUUGGGGCGAGUGCUGGAGAAGACUUGGAGACCCCCAGACUCCCUGUGCAGUGA